Ophidiomyces ophidiicola is the source of this 366-nucleotide messenger RNA. RefSeq lists its product as uncharacterized. Lineage: Eukaryota; Fungi; Ascomycota; Eurotiomycetes; Onygenales; Onygenaceae. The transcript is spliced from 3 exons. The record is from RefSeq and is a predicted model, not a curated record. The coding region runs from base 1 to 366 and encodes 121 amino acids.
AUGGCUUCUCCAGUCGCAAUGAAACACUAUGCCAAAGCUCAGUCUGAAUUUAAACUACCGCUGAUUGCUAACGACAAUGCCUUCCUCGCGGAUGUAUUUUCCAGUCAAGCCGAGAACCCAGAGAAGCCGAUAUCCGCCGGCUUCUUUCGAAUCGAAAAAGGAACCCCUUUGGUCUAUACCUACACCUACGACGAGAUGAAGGUGAUCGUGGAGGGUGAGAUGGAGAUAGCGGAUGCUACGGGCCAAAAGGCCUCGGCUCGACCCGGGGAUGUUUUCUACUUCCCCAAGGGCACAGUCAUCACCUUCACCACUUCGUCGUAUGGAGUGGGGUUCUUUACGGGACAACGAGCAGAAGGCGGCGCAUGA